AUGGCUAUGGAGUUGUGCCUGCCUUUCGAGAACACAUCAACUCGGCAGGCCUCGAAGUAUGGCCGACCUCAUAACACUGUAUUUGCUCCUCUGUGCGACUGGAUUAUUGGCAACAUAUCAGAAAUCAGCAUGAACUUACGCAUCUUAGAAUACCUUUUCUAUUGCCUUGCACCUGUUACCAGUGCAUUAUUCAAUGAUGGGGAUCGGCAUGUGGACGUCAGCGUCGACUAUUUCGAGCUUGCAGGCUCCUCUGGCGUUCCGGCAAUGCAUGCAGCAGUACUCCCGCCGGAUGGAAAAGUCGUAUUUCUCGACAAAGUGGAAAACUACACUGAACUCCUCCUGCCGAACAAACGCUACGCAUACUCCUCUCUAUAUGAUCCGAUAAGUCACCAGUCGUCCCCGCUAUCUGUCACGACAAACCCAUUUUGCUGCGGAGGAGCAUUUCUUCCAGACGGAAGACUGGUCACCAUUGGAGGCAAUGCGCCUUUGCUCUGGCUUGACCCUACCGUUGAUGAUGGCUUUGAUGCGAUCCGCUAUAUCGGAUCAAACAGUUCGACAUACAACUGGAUAGAACCUGGGAACAAAUUGGGCUCCAAGCGAUGGUAUGCCUCAGCACAAACUCUGUCGAAUGGAGAUGUAUUUGUUGCAGCUGGAAGUCUCAAUGGCUUGAACCCGGGUAAUUACAGCAACAACAAUCCGACAUACGAAAUCCUUGGUUCUGAUAGGGUCAGUAAAGGGAAGAGUAUCCCAAUGGAAAUCCUCGUCGAAACCCAACCGUACUAG
This is a messenger RNA of Exophiala oligosperma, 783 nucleotides long. RefSeq lists its product as uncharacterized. Bases 1 to 783 code for a protein of 260 amino acids. The transcript has a single exon. NCBI's taxonomy places the organism in Eukaryota, Fungi, Ascomycota, Eurotiomycetes, Chaetothyriales, Herpotrichiellaceae. The record is from RefSeq and is a predicted model, not a curated record.